Messenger RNA from Pseudovirgaria hyperparasitica, 1106 nucleotides. RefSeq lists its product as uncharacterized. The coding region runs from base 286 to 891 and encodes 201 amino acids. Lineage: Eukaryota; Fungi; Ascomycota; Dothideomycetes; Acrospermales; Acrospermaceae. The record is from RefSeq and is a predicted model, not a curated record. The transcript has 2 exons.
UUCUUUCUCUUCAUUUGCCUUCCUCCCUUGACGACGUUGCGCAAUCUCGCCGUGUUCCUGACCUCACCUACUUUCUAUCCGAACACCUCCGCCGGUGAAUACUUUCUAGACCGGACCUCACCCAUUUCAACGCGCCGGCCAGCUCCGUUCGGCUGCAGCUUUGGUCGCAUUCACUCCUCCGAUUAUCGCGACCGCACUUAUACCGCUUGCGACCGUCAUUUCCAUCUCUGCUCUUGUUUGACGCGACCAUUCUUACACCUUAGGUCCUUCUACAACACUGUCAGCAUGUCUAUCUCCGGCCUUUCGUUCUGGUUCUGGCGGUUCUGCGAGAUUCUCACGUUGAUCCCGACACUGGGCAUGAUGGCCUACUUCGUCAAUCUCUUCGUGUCGCAGAACAUUCUGACGCCAGACUACAUUCUGGUGCUCUUCAUAACGAGUGUGCUGGCGACGGCAUGGGCUAUUGCGACCAUCAUUCUAUACGCCAAGGCGCGACAUUCGGCCUUCUUAGUCGCGAUGGUCGAUCUCGGAUUCGUUGGCUGCUUCAUCGCUGGCGUGUAUCUGCUGCGAUUUAUUGCUGGCGCAAAUUGCACGAGCUGGGAGGACACCAACUUCUCCUUCUCCGUCGGCGAUGUCACCGUGACUGGCCCGGGAGGAUAUUUCAAUACAGACAAGAAUUGCGCAAUGCUCAAGGCGAGCUUUGCAUUCGGUAUCAUGAACUGCAUCAUGUUCUUCUUCACCUUUUUCCUUGCUCUCUUCGUACACCGUCACCACCGUGGCGAGACGACUAUUGUUCGCGAACGUCACGUAUCUCGUCACAGCCAUCGUCGAAGCCGCGAUUACGAUCGCAGCCCUCGCCGGUCGCACCACAGUAGUCGACGAACCUACGUUUGAAAUCAGAUGACAAACGAAAACACAUGUAUUGCAUUAUGGGACAGGGGUACAUUGCGAGGCGCUGUUGGGGGCAUGUCUGCCAUUUCGUGCGACGUGGCAGAUGUAAAUCGCAUCUGUGCUGUGAAAGUAUGUGUGGAUAUGGGUGGUUUCGACCGGAUUUUUGGAACUGGACUAUGUAUCAAGUGAUUUCGUAUCGAUGAGGACCUGUGGGAUUG